Molecule: messenger RNA, 1675 nt
Organism: Indicator indicator
Lineage: Eukaryota; Metazoa; Chordata; Aves; Piciformes; Indicatoridae
Gene: CACNB3
Product: calcium voltage-gated channel auxiliary subunit beta 3
Exons: 14
Coding region: 146-1675 (509 amino acids)
Biological process (GO): regulation of voltage-gated calcium channel activity; chemical synaptic transmission; calcium ion transmembrane transport
Cellular component (GO): voltage-gated calcium channel complex
Molecular function (GO): protein binding; high voltage-gated calcium channel activity
Source: RefSeq, a predicted model, not a curated record
GGGCAGGCGGGGGCGGGGACGGCCGGGACGCCCCGGCGGCCCCGUGUGAUGCGGAGCGCGGCAGUGGCGGCGGCGGCGUCGCGGCCCUUCCCGGCGUCGCGGCACGGACCGGGGAUCCCGGGGGUUCCGGUGGGUGCCGCCGGGAAUGUCCUCCCCGGCUCAGCCCGCCGCUCCCGGCUCCUUCCAGAGCCCCCGGAGGCUCCCGAAGCGCAAGAGCCGCUUCAAGCGCUCGGACGGCAGCACCUCGUCCGACACCACCUCCAGCAUCCUCCGCAGGCAGGGCUCAGCAGACUCCUACACCAGCCGCCCAUCCCUGGACUCCGACGUGUCCCUGGAGGAGGACCAAGAGGGUGCCCGGCGUGAGGUGGAGAGCCAGGCCCAGCAGCAGCUCGAGAGAGCCAAGCACAAGCCAGUUGCCUUUGCCGUGCGCACUAAUGUCAGCUACUGCGGGGCGCUGGACGAGGAGUGCCCGGUGCAGGGAGCCGCCAUCAACUUCGAAGCCAAAGAUUUCCUGCACAUCAAGGAGAAAUACAGCAAUGAUUGGUGGAUUGGGCGCCUAGUGAAGGAGGGGGGGGACAUCGCCUUCAUCCCCAGCCCCCAGCGCCUGGAAGCCAUGAGGCUCAAGCAGGAGCAGAAAGCCAGGAGAGCUGGCAACAUCUCGGGCCUUGGUGACAGCGGGAACCGGCGAUCGCCUCCCCCCUCCUUAGCCAAGCAGAAGCAGAAACAGACACAGCACAUCCCACCCUAUGAUGUGGUCCCCUCCAUGCGUCCUGUGGUGCUGGUGGGGCCCUCGCUGAAAGGAUAUGAGGUCACCGACAUGAUGCAGAAAGCCCUCUUCGACUUCCUCAAGCACAGAUUCGAUGGCAGGAUCUCCAUCACCCACAUCACCGCUGACCUCUCCCUGGCCAAACGCUCCAUCCUCAACAACCUGGGCAAGCAGGCAAUCCUGGAGCGCUCCACCACCCGCUCCAGCAUCGCUGAGGUACAGAGCGAGAUCGAACGAAUCUUUGAGCUGGCCAAGUCCCUGCAGCUGGUGGUGCUGGAUGCUGACACCAUCAACCACCCUGCCCAGCUGGCCAAGACCUCCCUGGCACCCAUCAUCGUCUAUGUCAAGGUUUCCUCACCCAAGGUCCUCCAGCGACUCAUUAAGUCCCGCGGCAAGUCCCAGGUGAAGCAUCUCAACGUGCAGAUGAUGGCAGCUGACAAGUUGGUGCAGUGCCCCCCGGAGCUCUUUGACGUCAUCCUGGACGAGAACCAGCUGGAGGACGCCUGCGAGCACCUGGCUGAAUACCUGGAGGUUUACUGGCGAGCCACACACCACCCUCCGCACGCCCCCCACGCCAUGCCCUCACCCACCGGCCUCCCGGGCUUGCAGAGCCAGCAGCUGCUGGGGGAGCGCGGGGAGCACUCGCCGCUGGAACACGACAGCCUGAUGCCCUCGGACGAGGCUGGGGAGACUUCCCCCCAAACCUGGGGGGGGGCCGCAUCCCAGCGUAGCUCCCGGCACAUGGAAGAGGAAGAGGAGGAGUACGGGGACCCCUACCCCGACAUCUACCAGCCCCACCGGCACCACAACAGUGGCCUGCAGGGGUCCGGCGCCCCCGAGCGCCAACCCGAGCGCAACCACGAUCGCGGCUGGCAACGCAGCCGGCCCUGGGCCAAGGACAGCUACUAG